Eupeodes corollae is the source of this 1147-nucleotide messenger RNA. RefSeq names its product gamma-aminobutyric acid receptor-associated protein (gene Atg8a). The transcript is spliced from 3 exons. Gene Ontology annotation, cellular component: autophagosome; autophagosome membrane; cytosol. The record is from RefSeq and is a predicted model, not a curated record. The coding region runs from base 117 to 473 and encodes 118 amino acids. Gene Ontology annotation, molecular function: ubiquitin protein ligase binding; GABA receptor binding. Gene Ontology annotation, biological process: autophagosome assembly; cellular response to nitrogen starvation; autophagy of mitochondrion. Lineage: Eukaryota; Metazoa; Arthropoda; Insecta; Diptera; Syrphidae.
CAGUUUGAAGAAAAUUUUACAAAAAACAGAAGUGCGACGUGCGACGAAUUAACUAAAACUUGUGAUUUUAUCAAAUAUUUAUCAUAAAGAAAACACCUUUAGAACAUUUAAAAAACAUGAAAUUCCAAUAUAAAGAAGAACAUCCAUUCGAGAAGAGACGGGCUGAGGGCGACAAAAUCCGCAGAAAAUACCCAGACCGAGUUCCAGUUAUAGUAGAGAAGGCACCAAAAGCCCGCAUUGGUGAUUUGGACAAGAAAAAGUAUUUAGUCCCAUCUGAUUUAACAGUAGGACAAUUCUACUUUUUAAUCCGCAAACGAAUUCAUCUCCGCCCAGAAGAUGCUCUCUUCUUCUUUGUCAACAAUGUAAUUCCACCAACAUCAGCCACAAUGGGCUCACUGUACCAGGAGCACCAUGAAGAAGACUAUUUCUUGUACAUUGCAUACUCUGAUGAGAAUGUCUAUGGCAAAAACUAAGCAAAGACACACAUACCCUGGGCUGUCGAAAUGAUUCAACAAAUUACAAAAAUUGGAUUCUUCAGAAGCACAGCAAAGAUGCAAAACUUAAAUCUAUCAACAUAAAAAAUAAAAUUGGAAAAGAUCAACUAUAUAUAAAAAACAUAAAUAUAUAAUAAUUAAAAAGAAAAAAAAAAAAAAAACAACAACAAAAUAUAGAUACAAAUAUUUAGCUUUAUAACUCUCAUUUUAUUUUUUUUUUUCUUGUUCCAUUACAACUUCAAUUCCCCUUUUGAUCAAAAUUUGAUUUUAAUUUUUGUGUACAAUUGGAUUUUUAUUAAGACUCGGUAUCGCCAGAGUUGGCAGAUGUUUCGAUAGACGCGAUCAAUGGCAAUAAACGUCACUAAAUAAUGCUUUUUCUUUUAUUGAUGUGAGAACUUAGCAUUUAAGUUCAGUCUUUUUUUUAAAUAUCAUUAAUUUACCAACAAAAUCGAGAAAAAAAGAAACAUCAUAGGUUUUAAAUGUUUAAUAUCAAAAUAAAUAAGUGGCAAGCAUAUUUAGGAAAAAAUGCAUUCAUAUUUAUUGUAUGACUUUCUUAUUAUUGUAAAAUUAAUAGUUAUUAACAAAAUGUAAAACUGAAAAUAAAAUAUGGACACAAAAUGUGUUUAGGAUGUUAAUCCUAACAAAAAAGUAAA